AUGGAGCUGAAGGUGUGGGUGGAGGGAAUUCAGCGCAUUGUGUGUGGCGUUACCGAAACCACCACCUGUCAAGAUGUGGUGUAUGCACUUGCUCAUGCCACAGCUCAGACAGGUAGAUUUACUUUGGUGGAACGUUGGCGAACCAAUGAACGUUUACUGGCCCCUUAUGAAAAUCCUCUUAAGAUCUUAAUGAAAUGGGGCGAAUACUCUUCAGAAGUUCAAUUGAUUCUGAGACGUUCCACUCCAGAAAAUAACAAAACAAAUGCAUUACCAUCGCGAUUGACGUAUGCAUCACGUGCAAAUGGAUUACCAAUUUCACUAUCUGAGCACGGAACAUCAAGUACUGCUACUAUGCAAGAUGACAGUAAAAAUAUAUCAACUACUCAAAGUUUAGAUUUUGCAGAUGAUAUGCAAGGAGGAUUGGAGAGAAAUAGAGACACCAGAAAGUCACUUACGUUUAGUGGAUUUCAUGGAGGUAUUACAGAAGGUAGCACAGAAAUUCAAAUGGAGAAUAACGUGGCUGUAGUUCAGCCCACGCCACAUUUGAAGAAUAAGGAUUCAAACGUUCGAAAAAAUGUACAAAAACCAGCGCAGUCACCUACGCGAGGAACCAAUACAGAAAUCGCAACACACUUAUUGCAAAAAAAGGUACGCGAGGUUCCACCUUACAGGGAACCUCCAGGUCCAUCUUCGCCGCCCUUACGCACUUUGCCACCUUACCGAGAUCCACCGCCGCCAAAUUUAAACAGUCCUGGAAGAUCGCAGUUUGUGCAUGGUAGCGGAAGUCCUCAUAUGCAUAAAGAUGAUCAGCCAUCUUCCAGUAAUUCCAUGAAAUUGAAAAGAAAUCUCAUCCAGGAAUUUCAAGAUAAAGUGCCUACGCAAUCUGUUAAUCCUCUUUCUGUCACGGCACAAAAUAUGGCGACUGUUGCUUAUACUCAACGAUAUGUUGAACUCAUAAGACUAGUCAAUAAGCAACGGGACACUAUUAAUGCUCAACAAGCUGACCUAACAAAAUUUGAUGCAGAAAUACUGUAUUGGGAAACAAAGAAUAAAGAACAAAUGCAUCAAAUGGAUUAUAUUUCCCAAGAAAUGAAUCGUAUCGAAUCUACUGGCCGCAUCAUCGAGGAACAACUCAAGGAAUUGGCUCAUGUAGAAGAAGAAAGCGAAAUAGUUAGGCAGCAGGAAAAAACACUAAAGUCAGAAAUAACAUUGCUUAGAUCAAAGCUUGCCAAUUGUGAAACAGAACUUCUUCAAUGUAAAAAUAAAAUUAGACUAGUUAUGGAAGAGCUUACCAUGGAACAACAUAAUAUAAGCCGAGAGACAGAUGAGCGGCAAAUCAUGGAACGUAAAAUAAUUAGCGAAGUGGAGCAUUUACAAAAUGAAGUAGAACAAGCUAAACGUGCAACCGAAUUAGCUUCGCAGCAUGCAGAAUCUUUAAAAUUAGAAGUAGUCAAUUUGGAAUCGGCAAUUGUCGAGAAGAAAUUACAAGUAGAGAGAUUGGUAGCUGACAUGAAAGAAGCAAAUCUGCAAAGUUUAGCUGUUGCAUGUUCAGAUGAGCAAGUCAAAUCUUUAUUAGAAGGUGCCCAUAAACCUGGAAGUACACGUAAAAUGAUAGGAUCACCAAGGCAAUUGGAAACUGCAGUACCCACGAGUAAGAAUCCACAUGGUGUGUGGGUAUAAAUAAAGAAAUCAAUAUACCUGAUAAUAAUGUCUUACAUGUGAGAAAGCAUAUCAAAGAAUAUACAUUAAAAUAUUUGUAUGUUAUACUAUUUAGUAAAGUACGUAAAGUACUUAAUUUUUCUACAUAUCUUUUAUGCAUUUAUUUCAGUAAUAUGAAUUAGUAUUAUUAUGUGUCAUAAGUUCGUAUUUUUAUAUAUCUUAUUAAUAUAUCAUCCCAUUUAUAUUCACAAAAUAUUUAAUUAAAUUUAUAAAUUGUUACAUAAACUACACUCAUAUUUUUGAAACUACGUAAUAUAUUUUUACAUUUAUUAUUAUGGUUAUUAAAAAAAGGUUUUUUUGCUUUUGAAUAUUACAUGUAUUCAUUAACAAAUGAUGAUCAAGUAUAAUGUUAUAGAUGUAUAUGUAAUUCUAGUUUAUGUAAGUAUAGGAAAUAGUUAAGUCUAAAAAUCAAAAUUAUUAAUACGCUCUAUUAAUUGUGUACUUAUUACAUUUUUAUUUUACAAAUAGUUUUUAUAUCUUUUCUAAUUAAGAAAUAUUUUGCCAUAAUAGAUUUAUUUAAUUAUGGUUUUGUAUCUUUUUCUAGAUAAAUCACAAAUGUUAACAAGAAUUAGUAUUAACGAUCGACUAUUAUAUAAUAUUUUUAAGUUUUUUUUAUAAUUUAUUGAUGCCAUGUUAAUCGUGAAACUGUAAAAUAAUGUGAGAAGUCUGCAUUUGAAUCUAUUAAUUAGAAAAAAUAAGUUUGCAAAAUUGUAAAAGGAUUUGUUUAUCUAAAAAAAUUUUUAAUUUUAAGAAUUGCAAAUUGAUAACUUUAACAUGUGACAAUAUAAAAGUUAAAAAAUAUUUUGAUGCAAUUUAAUUUUACAAUUCUGCGGUUUUGGCAUCGACAAUAUAUGCCACAAGUACAUAAUUUUUUAUAGAUAAAUCAAAUAUUUUUAUGACAUAUAGAUAUUUUUAUUAGGAAACAUUUAUUUUGUAUAUCAUAAGAGUUAAAAUAUAUAUACUUCUUACGAAUAUUAAACAGAAUGUUAUUAAUAUAAUCAAUGUUAUUUAAACAGCAUGACUGCAAUAAUUGAUGAUAUAAUCUUUGUCUUAAAAACAAAAAUUAACAAAUGUAUUUUGUGCACACAUUCACAUGCAAUUUGUGCGUUCUAUAAUAAAAUAGUAUUGCUCUAGUAA
Monomorium pharaonis (pharaoh ant) is the source of this 2856-nucleotide messenger RNA. Its product is annotated as ras association domain-containing protein 8-like. The transcript is spliced from 10 exons. Gene Ontology annotation, biological process: signal transduction. NCBI's taxonomy places the organism in Eukaryota, Metazoa, Arthropoda, Insecta, Hymenoptera, Formicidae. The coding region runs from base 1 to 1680 and encodes 559 amino acids. The record is from RefSeq and is a predicted model, not a curated record.